CAACUGAGUCAUGGGUCCGGUGGUUUCGCAGCCACACGUCCAGCCAAAGCUCAUUCCAGCACGUGCGGAGUAUCAGAGACGUCUGAGACCUCGAGCACCAUGGCGACGAAGCAGGCGUAUGUGUUCCCGACCCUGACGGAGAUCAAGCGGUCGCUGCCCAGCGAGUACUUCGAGGCCUCAGUGCCUCUGUCGCUCUACUACACUGUGCGUUGUCUCGUGAUCGCCGUGGCUCUUGCGUUCGGUCUCAACUACGCUCGCGGACUCCCCGUGGUCGAGAACUUGUGGGCUCUGGACGCCGCUCUCUGCACGGGCUACAUUUUGCUGCAGGGCAUCGUGUUUUGGGGCUUCUUCACGGUGGGCCACGACGCUGGCCACGGCGCCUUCUCGCGUUACCACUUGCUCAACUUCGUGGUGGGCACUUUCAUCCACUCGCUCAUCCUCACGCCCUUCGAGUCGUGGAAGCUCACGCACCGUCACCACCACAAGAACACGGGCAACAUCGACCGUGAUGAGAUCUUUUACCCGCAACGCAAGGCCGAUGACCACCCGUUGUCUCGCAAUCUCAUCCUGGCGCUCGGUGCCGCGUGGUUCGCCUACUUGAUCGAGGGUUUCCCGCCUCGUAAGGUCAACCACUUCAACCCGUUCGAGCCUCUGUUCGUGCGCCAGGUGUCGGCUGUGGUGAUCUCUCUCCUCGCCCACUUCUUCGUGGCGGGACUCUCCAUCUAUCUGAGCCUCCAGUUGGGCCUCAAGACUAUGGCAAUCUACUACUACGGGCCUAUCUUCGUGUUCGGUAGCAUGCUGGUGAUCACCACCUUCCUGCACCACAACGACGAGGAAACUCCGUGGUACGCAGACUCCGAGUGGACGUACGUCAAGGGAAACCUCUCGUCCGUGGACCGAUCCUACGGAGCGCUUAUUGACAACCUGAGCCACAACAUCGGCACGCACCAGAUCCACCACCUCUUCCCUAUCAUCCCGCACUACAAACUCAAGAAAGCCACUGCGGCCUUCCACCAGGCUUUCCCCGAGCUCGUGCGUAAGAGCGACGAGCCAAUCAUCACGGCUUUCUUCCGAGUCGGACGUCUCUACGCCAACUACGGCGUCGUGGACCCGGAGGCCAAGCUCUUCACGCUCAAGGAAGCCAAGGCGGCGAACGAGGCGGCGGUGAAGACCAAGUCUACCUAAGCGAAAGAUAUGGAGACAGGCUGUGACUGUAACUGGAAAUUCUGCACCUUUAGGGCACAUAUCAUCUACUGACCGAUGAUAUCUACCCAUCUGGCAAGACAUGCCAUUGUUGGAAUUUCUUCAUGUGUCUGUCGUCAAUGCUAUAGACUCUGGAGUCGGUGGUAAUGUAGCAGAAGCAGCAGUGAAAGAAGAGCAAGACGAGGCAAGGACGACAUAGCGCGUCUGUCUAGUUGUUGCCAGCGUGAGUGAAGAGCAAACUAUUCGCGCGGGCGACAAAAUCUACUACGGCCCCAAGCAUCUAUAGACAUUAAACACCCAACGCCACCACCUCUCUUCCCCUCUUUUCCUUGGGCCGCCAAGUACUUGUAUUCACUAGGUCCACGCAACCAACGCUCGCCUCCCCCCCCAUGUUCAAAAAGUUUUGCACAGUCACUG
Messenger RNA from Phytophthora nicotianae INRA-310, 1620 nucleotides. RefSeq lists its product as hypothetical. The record is from RefSeq and is a predicted model, not a curated record. Gene Ontology annotation, biological process: lipid metabolic process. Gene Ontology annotation, molecular function: oxidoreductase activity. Lineage: Eukaryota; Oomycota; Peronosporomycetes; Peronosporales; Peronosporaceae. The coding region runs from base 100 to 1185 and encodes 361 amino acids. The transcript has a single exon.